Molecule: messenger RNA, 1383 nt
Organism: Fusarium keratoplasticum
Lineage: Eukaryota; Fungi; Ascomycota; Sordariomycetes; Hypocreales; Nectriaceae
Exons: 1
Coding region: 1-1383 (460 amino acids)
Biological process (GO): peptidyl-lysine monomethylation
Cellular component (GO): nucleus
Molecular function (GO): protein-lysine N-methyltransferase activity
Source: RefSeq, a predicted model, not a curated record
AUGACCUCUUCCCAGCGCAUUUCGGAGCUCGUCUCAUGGGCGACCUCUCACGGCGCCCAUCUGAACCCCUCGGUCAAAGUCGACAACCUCCCCGAAACCGGCCUCUCAUUCCGCGCAACUUCCAAGACGAACCCUCUCGACACAAUCGUCAGCAUCCCCUCCAGCCUCACGCUGUCCUAUCUCAACGCUCUCCCAGGAAGUGAUGACCCUCGACCUUUUCCUGCUGGCUUCCUGGCGCAGACGCCUCCGCACGUCAUCGGUCGUUUGGUCCUCGUCAAGCACUACCUCCUCGGGGGUGAGUCGUUCUGGAGUCCUUACAUCCAUGCUCUCCCACAGCCGGAGGAUCGGGAUUCUUGGUCGCUGCCGCCUUUUUGGCCUGAUGACGAUGCAGAGUUGUUUGAGGGGACCAACAUUGAGGUUGGUGUUGCUCGCAUCAAGGCUGACGUGAAGCGUGACUUCAAGGCUGCUCUGGAUGCUCUCACGGCUGAAGACUGGGAGCCAGAGUUGAGAAAAGGAUUUACUUUGGGUCUUUAUCAGUGGGCGUACAGCAUCUUUUCCAGCAGGAGUUUCCGUCCGAGUCUCGUUCUUGGACCAGAAGAUCAGAAGCGUCUCCCCGAGGGUGUCAAGAUUGACGACUUUUCCGUCCUGAUGCCACUGUUCGACGUGGGAAAUCACGACAUGAGAACCGAAGUGCGAUGGGAGCUCGACGAAGAGAAGAAGCACUGCAGCCUCAAGGUUGCCAAGGCGUACGAAGCCGGAGAGCAAGUGUUCAACAACUACAGCAUGAAAACCAACGCAGAGCUGCUCCUCGGCUACGGCUUCAUGCUCCCCGAGUCGGAAGAGUUACAUAAUGACUAUGUUCAUGUGCGGAAGAGACAGGCUGCUGAGGCUGCGGCUACUGAGGAGUACUACAUCUCUCUACGACCGAUUCGACAUCCUAGUUCCCUCCUCGCGCGGUCGAAGCAGGCUAUCCAGUUGAGCGAGUCUACUACAGUGAUCGGAGCGUUUCAGCACGUUCAACACGACAUGGUUUGGGACAUCUUUUGCACGAUAGCAACCCCCGAACAGCGCGCAGUCCUCGUCCCAGUCGACGCCACUCUUCAAGGUGAAGCAGCUGAACAAGCCCAGCGAGAACGCUUCUUCAGCGGCGACAUCAUCGAGGAGGGCAAAAUGUUUCUUCAGCAGACGGCAGCUAUUAUCCAGCACAAGGUAAUGCAGGAGCUGGAGAGGUUGCUCGAAACGGACGUGGAGGUUGUGGGUGGAGGGGAUCUCACGAGGAAUCAGCAGCUGGCGUUGGAUUAUCGAGCGAGGUGUAGACGGGUGUUGGAGAAUACGUUGGAGGCUAUGAAUGCAGAUGAGUUGUUUGGAGAUGAGGAUGAGUAG